Molecule: messenger RNA, 728 nt
Organism: Suillus clintonianus
Lineage: Eukaryota; Fungi; Basidiomycota; Agaricomycetes; Boletales; Suillaceae
Exons: 1
Coding region: 129-554 (141 amino acids)
Source: RefSeq, a predicted model, not a curated record
CCGAGGUACGUGAUGAUAUGUAUCAAGACCAGGCUGAGACCCCCUCUGCCUUUAAAAAUCAAACUUCUGAAGCAAUCUCCUACUGCAACUUGUCCCCUGACUUGUCGUCGUAGUCACCGUCGUCGAACAUGUCUGACGCUCCCUCACGAAACACCCGCAAAACCAGAUCCGUAUCGCUGCACAUCCCAAAGCAGUGCGAUCCCACGCCGGUACCUCCAUCCCUUGCAAAUUCCCCUCACCUCUCGUCACCGUACAGCGUAUUUCGCCGAAAACCAGCUAUCCUGACGACCCCUUCCCAGGAGGAUGACGAAUGGUUGAGAGACAUGGUGCCAUUAAACAGGGAGCAGGACACUUUUGAUGAAAAGCUUUUGAGUGCGGUGUCGCUGCCAGCCACCUCAGUGCAGAAGCAGUGGGAGUCAUCACGGGAGGAUCCAUCACCAUCAUCUUCAGGGGGCUCUUUAUCUCCUAGACCUUCCUUGCAUCGUUCAUGGUCGACUCCUUCAACACCAUCUAUGGUUGCUAUUGCCGACCAAGACACCCGGCGGCGGGUAUGAGUAGAGCGUCAUCGCGGGUUUACGUAUCAGCGGCCUUCUUUAGUUUCUUUUGGGUCUUAGGUUAUUUUUUAUUGGGUCUUAGGUUUCAUUGGGUUUUAACUUGUCGCGUCCUCAUCUUCCAAUCUUGAUUUACUUUACUUUAAACACUCUUACUAUGUAUUGUACCACAACCAC